Ixodes scapularis (black-legged tick) is the source of this 624-nucleotide messenger RNA. RefSeq lists its product as uncharacterized. Lineage: Eukaryota; Metazoa; Arthropoda; Arachnida; Ixodida; Ixodidae. The record is from RefSeq and is a predicted model, not a curated record. The coding region runs from base 1 to 624 and encodes 207 amino acids. The transcript has a single exon. Gene Ontology annotation, biological process: DNA integration. Gene Ontology annotation, molecular function: nucleic acid binding.
AUGACCCACCACGACACUGUUGCAUGCAAGAACCUGGCUUCCCAAAGAGUCUUCUGGCCUACGAUAAACCAGGACAUCGAGGAGCUGAUCAGCAGCUGUGAAGUUUGUCAACACCACCAAAGAGCAAAUCAAAGAGAACGACUUGUUGACCGAGACUUGCCAAUGUGUCCAUGGGAGAAAGUAGCCAUGGAUUUCUUCCACCAUGGUGGUACCACUUAUUUGCUUGAGGUAGAUUAUUACUCAAAAUUUGUGGAAGUCAAGAAAAUGUUGACUACAACGGCAUCUGCUCUUUUAGCAGUGCUCAAGGAGCUAUAUGCGUGCCACGGCAUACCAAGUGAAGUUGUCAGUGACCAAGGCCCUCCAUUUGAUUCUGUGGAGUACAGAAGCUUCAACAAAGAGUGGGAUAUUGUCCACAAUCCAUCGUCACCACUCUUUUUGAGGUCCAAUGGACAAGCAGAAAGGACAAUACAAACCAUCAAGGCCACAAUGACUAAGGCUCUUUACGGAGGAAAGGACUUGGCACUAGUGUUGAUGACCCACAGAGCAACGCCAAGUAACGGCCUUCCAUCUCCAGCAGAAAUGUUGAUGGGAAGGAUAAAGACUAAUACCAGCCUGUCCAAGUAG